This is a messenger RNA of Mycena indigotica, 876 nucleotides long. RefSeq names its product MYND-type domain-containing protein. The transcript is spliced from 4 exons. The coding region runs from base 1 to 876 and encodes 291 amino acids. NCBI's taxonomy places the organism in Eukaryota, Fungi, Basidiomycota, Agaricomycetes, Agaricales, Mycenaceae. The record is from RefSeq and is a predicted model, not a curated record.
AUGCGCCUCCCAACAGGUACUAGUGAAUAUAACGCCAAACUCGACACCCAUGUCACUACCUGGACUAUCAACCCGGGUGACGACGACUCGAACGAAGCACAGCCGGGUGAAAGACCAUUGUGGGCGAAUAUGCAAUGGCUAAACUCGGGCGGCGACGGCUACGACCCUCAUGCGACAACUUUCGGUGCUAUCGCCACAAAGAUUCCCUCCAAACCGUCUUUGAAAAAAUCCUGCGAUAAAUGCUGGAAGAAACCGGACCAGGACGGAACCCCUUAUGCUGCCUGCGCCUCGUGUAAGGUCUCGAGGUACUGCAGCCGCGACUGCCAGACAAGUCAUUGGAAGGAACACAAACCGCUUUGUCGUGUUCGUGUACAACACGCGCAGGCACAGCUGAAGGAAGCCCCCGACUUCCGCGCUGAGGGUACCUUUGUGUCCCAAACAGCCCUUCGCAAAUGGUACUACGACAAUGUUGAUAUUGUCGACUACGCUAUUGUCCAGCUCCUACAGCUCUACAAAGGUGACGCUAACUCCCUCUGGCGGACCCAUGCAGUUUUGUUUUCGCUCAAAGGCGGUAAAGAGGGCACCGACGUUGCUGCUGACGACCUAGACUUCUCAGACGCAUCAGCGACUUCCUUCACAGAUCUCGCACGCCCUGACCGUCUUGAACUCAAUUUGCCAUUCUUGCAGCUCGUUGGCGCUGGAAAGCGAAUCAUCCUCAUCUUUAUUCCAAAUCGCACCCAUGACCUAAUGCUCAUCGAUAGCCAUGACCUCCCAGAGGAGUCGGAAUGGGCUGCGAUGGAACAGGACAACAUGUGGCGAAUGCAUAUCCGUAUGCGGGACAUGGCUCGAGAAAUGGUGGCUAGGGACUCAGUCUAG